AUGUGGUCACCCCGGAAAAUAGGUGACUCAAUUGGUCGUAUUGUGAUUGCCCAUCCAACUGAAGGCGAAAGGUAUUAUCUUAGAAUUCUUUUGUCUAGAGUUCGCUGUCCUAAAUCGUUUGCUGAUUUAAAAAUGAUUAACGGGGUAACUGUUGCUACCUUUAGAGAAACUACUUUGUUACGUGGUUAUUUACUUGACGAUGCUACUCAACAAGUAUGUAUGCAAGAAGCUUCUACUUUUCACAUGCCAUAUGAGUUGAGAAGGCUUUUUGCUUCACUUUUAGUUUUUACCUAUCCAAAUAGUCCGCGCAAGUUGUGGUUGUUAUUUGAAGAUGCAAUGAUGGAAGACAUUUUACGCCACCACAAAGAGACACACAAAGAAUCUAAUGCCCGUGCAUUUAAACAGAUUGAUUGUUUUCUGCAGUCAAUGGGAAGACGUCUUCAUCAGUUUGAUGUUCUACCCCAAAAUUCAUUUGAUCGGUUGAUGGAAGACGACACUAGAGAGAUUAAAACAGAAAAAAAAUAUUGUUGUUUCCACUGA
This is a messenger RNA of Lactuca saligna, 540 nucleotides long. The record is from the annotation of a GenBank genome assembly. Lineage: Eukaryota; Viridiplantae; Streptophyta; Magnoliopsida; Asterales; Asteraceae.